Molecule: messenger RNA, 1203 nt
Organism: Macadamia integrifolia
Lineage: Eukaryota; Viridiplantae; Streptophyta; Magnoliopsida; Proteales; Proteaceae
Product: protein MIZU-KUSSEI 1-like
Exons: 2
Coding region: 199-933 (244 amino acids)
Biological process (GO): hydrotropism
Source: RefSeq, a predicted model, not a curated record
ACUUCCCUCAUCUCCACUUCCAAGCUUCAAAGAUUCCGAGGACACCCAACCACCUUUGCUAACUCUCCUGUUCCCAUUAUAAGCCAUGUCUCUAUAUAUAGAGUUAAAGCCUGUUAUUCUUUCUCAGAAACAAACCUUCAAAACUUUCAGGCACCCACCUAAGGCAAAGCCCUCUUAUGUUAUAUUGCCAGUGUCACCAUGGAAACUCCUGGUUUGCUAUCUUUACUUAAACACAGUGUGUCCAGUGACAAGAGAUCAAAGUCGGCUGGAGGACUCUUUCGCAUGUUCAAGCUCUUCCCUCAACUGAACUCAGGGUGCAAGAUGGUGGCACUACUUGGGCGACCAAAGAAGGCUCUCCUCACCAACAAGGCUACAAUAGGAACUCUGUUUGGGUAUCGUAAAGGAAGGGUAAGCUUGAUCAUACAAGAAGACCCCAAGUGUGCACCCAUGUUCAUUAUAGAGCUACCUGUGCACACAAGUUUGUUCCACAAGGAGAUAGACUCAGGUCUAGUCAGGAUUGCCUUUGAGAGUGAGAACAAGACCCACAAGAAGAAGCUACUGGAGGAAUUUGUAUGGGCUGUGUAUUGCAAUGGGCGAAAAGCUGGAUAUUCUAUUAGAAGGAAGCAAGCUUCAGAUGAUGAGCUUUAUGUGAUGCAGCUCUUACAAGGGGUUUCCAUGGGGGCUGGUGUUCUUCCCAGUCCAUCUGAGAAGGAAUCAAUGGAGGGGGAGCUUACCUAUGUGAGGGCCCGGUUCGAGAGGGUGACUGGAUCGAAAGACUCGGAAGCCUUCCACAUGAUUAACCCGGAUGACAUGGCUAGACCGGAUGCUUCAGGAUGGGGUGCACUUGUUCUGUUGCCAGGCUCAUCUCAAGUCCAAGCUAGAGUCGGGGAUAGAGACUGCAGCACAUUGGAGACCUCACCUUCCAAUUGGUGAAGAUCCUUAGAGCUCCAACAAUCAUCAGAUUGUGUUGAGACAGUGAACAAAUUCAAUUCUGAUCCGUUUGAUGGUUGGGUUUCCAAAUUUUUUUGUUGAAUUAUGAUAUGUUCAGUAAGUUUAGGACUUCAUGUUGAGCUAGCUGAUCAGUUAGCCUGUAAACCUAACCUUGGAAGACUUUCUGGAGAGUUUGUAUGAGACCAUGUCUUUCCCUACCUUACUUGAAUAUAUAUGCUUUCAUUCCAUAAAAAAAAGUUCACUUGCACAAAA